UGUUUUUUCUCCCAAACUCAAACAGUCACCAUGAGCGCUUUGGUCGAGAGCAACCUUCCUGCAUUGACGCUGCUUGCUCGCGGCAAGGUCCGCGACGUCUACCGCAUCGAUGACAAGUCACUGCUGUUUGUCGCCACAGAUCGCAUUUCGGCCUUCGAUGUUGUCAUGAACAAUGGCAUUCCCGGAAAGGGCAAAAUCCUCAACCAAAUCUCCUUGUUCUGGUUUGACCUGCUCAAGGAGGUCGUCCCGUGCCAUCUCAUCACGGCCGAGAUUGACGAGAUGCCCGAGGUCGUGCGCCAAUACCGCGACCAGCUCGAGGGUCGCAGCAUGCUCGUUCGCUCGCUGAACAUGCUUCCGAUCGAGUCCAUUGUUCGCGGCUAUGUUGCCGGCUCUGGCUGGAAGGAGUACCAACAAUCCAACACCAUCUGUGGCAUUGCGCUUCCCGCUGGCCUCACCGAGUCUGCCCGCCUUCCUCAGGCCCUCUUCACCCCAAGCACCAAAGCCGAGCUUGGCACCCAUGACGAGAACAUUCACCCCGAUAAGGCCGCCGAGAUGAUUGGCAAGGACCUGGCCGAUCGUAUGGCUGCCACUGCGCUCGAGCUCUAUACCAAGGCCAGCGAGUACGCCUUGACUCGCGGCAUCAUCAUUGCCGACACCAAGUUUGAGUUUGGCAUCCACCCGGAGACCAACGCCCUGAUCCUCGGCGACGAGGUGCUGACACCCGACAGCAGCCGCUUCUGGCCCAAGGACAAGUACGCCACCGGCCGUGCGCAAGACUCGUACGACAAGCAGUAUGUGCGAGACUACCUAGAGAGCAUCAAGUUCAACAAGAAGGACCCCGUCACCCUUCCCGAGGACGUUGUGCAGAAUACCCUUGCCAAGUACCAGGAGGUGUUUACCAUUCUCACCGGUCGCAAGGCAGCAUUGUAGUCCAUCGUGUUACUUUGUUUUUGCAGGAUUGUGUUAUGGUUGGCCUUUUUUUUGUUGUUUUUGUGUUUGCAGAAUGCAAAUCAACACGAUCAUGGAGUUGAAAACCAAAAAUCUCGCAUCGAC
Capsaspora owczarzaki ATCC 30864 is the source of this 1053-nucleotide messenger RNA. Its product is annotated as phosphoribosylaminoimidazole-succinocarboxamide synthase. The transcript has 5 exons. Gene Ontology annotation, biological process: 'de novo' IMP biosynthetic process. The coding region runs from base 31 to 930 and encodes 299 amino acids. The record is from RefSeq and is a predicted model, not a curated record. Gene Ontology annotation, cellular component: cytoplasm. Lineage: Eukaryota; Filasterea; Ministeriida; Capsasporidae. Gene Ontology annotation, molecular function: phosphoribosylaminoimidazolesuccinocarboxamide synthase activity.